Messenger RNA from Molossus molossus (Pallas's mastiff bat), 345 nucleotides. Its product is annotated as kallikrein-7-like. The record is from RefSeq and is a predicted model, not a curated record. Gene Ontology annotation, biological process: proteolysis. NCBI's taxonomy places the organism in Eukaryota, Metazoa, Chordata, Mammalia, Chiroptera, Molossidae. The coding region runs from base 1 to 345 and encodes 114 amino acids. The transcript is spliced from 3 exons. Gene Ontology annotation, molecular function: serine-type endopeptidase activity.
AUGGGCAGUGAUCUUCUGGCUGAUGGGCGUGCCCAGAAGAUCGGGGCUACCGAUUCAUUCAUCCACCUCCAGUUUGAUGCAGCCAAAAUCAACCAUGACACUGUGCUUGUGAAGCUGAGCAGCCCACUGAUAAAUCCACCACAGCGCAUGUGCCCAGAUGUCACCCUCAUCUCCUACGAGGACUGCAGGGGUGACUCAGGGAGUCCAUUGAUGUGCAAAGACGCCCUGCAAGGCCUGGUGUCCUCUGGGUAUUUCCCUUGUGUACCACCUUUCUACCCAAUCAUCUACACCGGUGUAUGCAAGUACAGCCAAUGGAUAUAUGAAACUAUGAAAAAUAAUUUCUAA